AUGAAUGGGCGAUUACGAUUUCACUUUGUGCUGGCUUUAUUGCUGGCAUUUGCUAUAACGGCUUAUUCUCAUCCAAAGAUCAAAAAAGUUCAGAAACGUUUGCUAAAUUUGGACAAGACAUUAACGAUUCUAGAACCUGCAACGUCAAAGUUACCGAUCGUGAAUAAGGGUAUACCACCUCUAUCAAGUUUAUUGGAAAACAUCAAAUCUGCCAGAGCAGAAGUUCUUUAUGUUGGUGCAUUGGGUUAUAUUGCUUCUGUUGAGCAUUAUAUGGCUUCUUCGUCCGCUUUACCUUCUUGCGUCUUUCGUCCGGCAAUAACGAAUGACGUCGUUCUUGCUUUACAAAUAAUUGAUCAAGAAAGGAUCGAGUUCUCGGUAAAUAGCGGAAAACAUACUGGAAAUCCCGGAUUCAGCUCAACGAAAGGUGGAUUACAAAUUGAUAUGCGAAGGUUCAGUCAAGUGACUUUGUCCCAAGAUCGAACAUACGUUGACAUUGGUCCUGGAAACGUUUGGGAUAAUGUUUAUGCCGUUUUACAAGGUACAGGAAGGAUGGUAAAAGGCGGCAGAGUGAGCGGAGUUGGGGUUGGCGGAUUAAUGACGGGUGGUGGUGGCUAUAGCUUUUUCACGCAAAAGUAUGGAAUGGCGACAGAUUCACUCAUAAGCAUUGAUAUCGUUCUUCCUAAUGCAACGCAUGUUACCACUUCAGCCGAAUCCGACCCAGAUCUCUUUUGGGCGGUCAAAGGAGGAGGUAAUCAAUUCGGUAUCGUGACCAAUUUUAGGGUCAAAACGUUUGCCGUUCCAUCUGUAGUUUGGGGUGGAACCAGGCUUUACACUGGUCACGAAGAAGAUUUCAAACAGUACACAUUGAACAUCGCACAAAAUCUCACCGAUAGAAACGCAUCAGCUUCGAUCGAAUUCAUUUAUUACGCAAAAACGCCAAUAUUUGCCAUACAAGCCUAUUAUGAUGACGCUGAAUCUCCUGCAGGCACUUUUGAUUCAGGCUUGCCGCCAAAGGCACUCUUGCAACCUUUGCUGGAUACAUGGGGUCCAAACAAUAUGAAAGAUAUAGUCACAAGCUCACCUUCUAAUUUAACGAUCGGAUUACGAGGCUGUUUCAACGUCGCUUCUUUACACUACUAUAGCAAAACAAUUCUUGACGUAGCAAUCAACGAGAUUGAUAAACUCAAUGCAGAUCUUCUACAUUCCGGCUUCUACUUCCACGUUGCAAUUGAACCUGCAGGUCACAAUUAUGGUGCAUAUGCUGAUCCAACAAAUAGUAGUCCAUUCCCAUACUACAAAAGUCCACAAUCUUUACUGUUUUAUUUCGGUUGGGUGAGUGAAUUGGAUGAUGAAUUUUAUUUCCAAGCAAUCAAGAAUGCCGUUCAAUUGGUGGAAGAUCAAGCAAGAUCUGAAGGUCAAAAUGUUGAUAAUCUUGAGGUUUAUCCAAAUUAUUCUAUUUUCGAUACACCUCCGGAGAAGUUGUUUGGAGAUACCAACUUGGCCAGAUUACAAGAAAUCAAGAAAAAGUAUGAUCCUAACGGUAUAAUGCGUUUAACGACUUCGUUUGCAUUUUGAUG
Meira miltonrushii is the source of this 1577-nucleotide messenger RNA. Its product is annotated as FAD-binding domain-containing protein. The record is from RefSeq and is a predicted model, not a curated record. NCBI's taxonomy places the organism in Eukaryota, Fungi, Basidiomycota, Exobasidiomycetes, Exobasidiales, Brachybasidiaceae. The transcript is spliced from 2 exons. Bases 1 to 1575 code for a protein of 524 amino acids. Gene Ontology annotation, molecular function: FAD binding; oxidoreductase activity.